AAAAAGGUUAGGACAAAUAAAGGAAAAACGGAGAGGGGGAAGCAGAGGGUAGUAGAUCUGUAGAAGGCCAUAACCUUUGGGCACAAGCUAGAGUCUUCUCACACUCUCUUAUACUUCGUCCCUGUCAAAGAGUAUCUUGGUUUUUCCAUUACACAUUUAGUUUGUUUGUUCAAUAUGCCAGAAGACAUCGUUUCUGAGCGUCCUUUAUUUGGGGGUAAACUGUCAAGCGCGUUUCCUCAACGAUUCCAGGAUCUUAGCGACAUUCGAGAAGUUCCCAAUCAUCAGGAGGCAUUUGCAGACCCUAGCCGAGAUGAAAGUUUGAUCUUUGAACUUUUAGAAUUCAAGCAUGACGUUGCCGAUGAUGGAAGUGCUACAUGGUUUCUUCAAGACCUUGCUACUGAGCAGAAUGCCGAAGGAAGUGUGGUGAUUGAGCAGUCUGGAGUUCUUGAAGCACCUGGUUUAAUAUACAAUAAUAUACCUGCUGUUAUAACUACUGCAAUAGGCCAAAUGGCAAGUUCUAAAGGACGGCAAGGAAGGGAAGCACAAAAUAUUGUGAAAGUGUAUUUGGCAAAUUUGCGUCUCAAGGGAGUUGGCACUGAUGUCCUAAUCACUGCAUACGAGCCCAUUGUUAUAAAUCCCUUGAGUGAGAGUGCUGGCACAGUUGGUGCUGGCUUAGCUGUUCCUGCCGUGCAAGCUGGAUGUGUACCCAUGGCUGAGGUCUUCAGACAUGCUGUUGAAAGCUUCAAGGUUUAUGACUGGGGUCUUUUCAGUGUAUGAUCCUGGUUUUUGCCAGGUGUCAAGAUUCUAGGAACAUAGUUACAGGGCCGAAAUUUUAGGCACUUGUCCCAGUAUGAUCCAUAUAAAAUCCCUAGUCGAUUUUCUGUUGGCCACUUGUUAUUCUGACGGAUUAUGUCACAGUUGUUCAUAGUUUAACCAGUUAUGAACCUGGUAACUUUGAAAGUAAUGUAGCUCCUCUUAAUAGAUUUUGCAGUCUUUUAAAACAUAGCCAACUGGUUUAUGCAUGAUAGGAGAUGUAUUAUUGAACCAUGAGUCCCUGCUGAAAUGAACAGGGCAUGUAUUUGCUUGUCAUUUGUUUCUUGCUUAAACAUCAUGUUUUGGCCUUAAAGUGUAAAACCACUUACUUACAAGACAAGCGUUGUCUGUUGAUGUAAAUGUUGCCAUUUGCUAAUCAUGCUCUUUGAACUGUAUAGCUCACAGAUAA
Messenger RNA from Prosopis cineraria, 1222 nucleotides. RefSeq lists its product as uncharacterized. The transcript is spliced from 8 exons. The coding region runs from base 175 to 777 and encodes 200 amino acids. Gene Ontology annotation, cellular component: nucleus. Lineage: Eukaryota; Viridiplantae; Streptophyta; Magnoliopsida; Fabales; Fabaceae. Gene Ontology annotation, biological process: protein import into nucleus. Gene Ontology annotation, molecular function: small GTPase binding; guanyl-nucleotide exchange factor activity. The record is from RefSeq and is a predicted model, not a curated record.